Molecule: messenger RNA, 979 nt
Organism: Opisthocomus hoazin
Lineage: Eukaryota; Metazoa; Chordata; Aves; Opisthocomiformes; Opisthocomidae
Source: RefSeq, a predicted model, not a curated record
AUGUCAGUCUUCUGUCGUCCAUUGCAGCACUUGGACCUCUUUGCUAUUACUGUGCUGCCAUUGUCGCAGAUCGGGUCGCUCGUGAGUGCGGGCUUGACAGAGGAUUCGAAGGGAGAAGCUGGCACUUUGGAGGACCAGGAAGUGGCUGAGCUAGAAGAGAAGCUGCCUGACCAAAUCCAGUCCCUCAAAGAGGAAGCUCUUGUUCGGAUAACCAACUACCAUGUACCUCAAGGAGCAGGGGAUAUAGUCAUGAUUCAGUCAGAUCACACUGGUGCUGUGGAUAUCCUUUCAGCUGAGCUGGAGACUGCAGACCUCCUUGGGGAGCAGAGGAAAGCUCAGCCUCCCCCUCUGGCUCCACCCACCACGUGGACCACUGAGAAGAUGAAGGAAUUCAAAGCCAGGAUGGGAAAGGAGAAGAAUGGCCGGAUGGUGGUGAAGCGAGGCGAGGUGGUGACAGUCCGCGUGCCAACCCAUCCUGACGGGAAAUGCAUUUGCUGGGAAUUUGCUACAGAUGACUACGACAUUGGGUUUGGAAUCUAUUUUGACUGGACCACAGUUACUAGCACUGCCAUUACUGUUCAGGUCAGCGAAUCCAGUGAUGAGGAAGAUGAAGAGGAGGAGGAGGAAAUUGAAGGACUUGCCCCUGUUGGUGAUGUGGAAAGGGGCUCCAAAAGCUAUCUGCGGAACCGCUACGGAGAGAUCAUGCCCGUAUAUCGGAGGAACAGCCAUCGGGAGGUGCAGGCAGGCAGCCACGAGUACCCAGGCGAGGGCAUCUACUUGCUGAAAUUUGAUAACUCGUACUCUCUCCUCCGCAAUAAGACUCUGUUCUUUCACGUCUAUUACACCAGCUGAAGAAAGCGGAAGGGGCAGGGAUGGCAGGCAGGUAAUGGUGAGUGCAGGAGGCUGCCACCCAGCCCUGGUGCUGCCUGAUGGGCACUGCUGUGUGACAGAACCAAGGUGCACUUCUGCCGGCUCCUCU